Messenger RNA from Ophidiomyces ophidiicola, 996 nucleotides. RefSeq names its product OTU protein (gene OTU2). The record is from RefSeq and is a predicted model, not a curated record. Bases 1 to 996 code for a protein of 331 amino acids. Lineage: Eukaryota; Fungi; Ascomycota; Eurotiomycetes; Onygenales; Onygenaceae. Gene Ontology annotation, biological process: protein deubiquitination. Gene Ontology annotation, molecular function: cysteine-type deubiquitinase activity. The transcript has a single exon.
AUGUCCAGCCGGACAGAAAUGGAGGACAUUCAGGCCAAACACCGCAAGGAGCAGCGUGACCUCCAGUCCCGUAUCACCCAGAAGAAGAAAUCUGCGACAAAAAAGACGCGUAAGGGUGUUAAUGACGAAUGUGAAAGAUGGCAGCGAGAGCUCCUCGAGCGCCAGCAGGCCGAAAUUGCACAAUUGAAUGGCGAAGCUAACCCUCCGACUAACGAGCUUGAUGCGCUCCAUAUCAUAGAAAAUGGCGAUGCCCCCGAAAUGACCAACGAGCCUGCAGACGCGGAGCCAAAAGCUACCCCACCUACACAUUCGAUAGGAACGAGCCCCCUCCCUGCCACCACCGCUACCGCCACCAGCGCCCCAUCCUUUUCUGAAUCUCAGCCCAAAAAGGCCAACCGGCAAAAAGCGCGUCUUGCGCGCCGCGCCGCGGAACGCGAGGCAGAAGUUGCCGCAGCCGAGGCGGAAGCGGCAAACCAAACGGACCACCGGGGCAACGAGAAGCAGACUAUGCUAGCUGCCUUCAAACGCCUUGGCCUUGCGGAGCGGGAAAUAGCGCCAGAUGGCCACUGCUUAUACUCUGCUGUUGCGACACAAUUGCCAGAAGUAGGACUAGGAUUACGGCUGGGGGAGACUGCGCCUGAGCUAAGCGCGGAAAAGGCGACCAAGGGUGGUGGAUAUAAAGAAGUAAGGGCUGUGACAGGGAGGUAUGUGCUGGGAAAUGCGAACGAUUUCGCGCCGUUUAUCGAGGAGCCGGUGGAGGAGUAUGCUAGGAAGAUCAUGUUUACAGCCGAGUGGGGCGGGCAGUUGGAGCUGCAGGCUAUGGCGAGAGCGUAUGGAGUGGAAAUCAACGUGAUACAAGGAGAUGGACGCAUUGAGAAGUUUGAAGGGGGAGAGAUAGCAGAUGGAGAGGAGAGAAAGAAAAUUUGGCUGGCGUACUAUCGCCAUUCCUACGGACUGGGAGAACAUUACAAUGCAUUGACCGAGGCCGCCCGUUAG